Molecule: messenger RNA, 2669 nt
Organism: Pelobates fuscus (common spadefoot toad)
Lineage: Eukaryota; Metazoa; Chordata; Amphibia; Anura; Pelobatidae
Gene: MKNK1
Product: MAPK interacting serine/threonine kinase 1
Exons: 13
Coding region: 119-1354 (411 amino acids)
Biological process (GO): protein autophosphorylation; peptidyl-serine phosphorylation; intracellular signal transduction
Cellular component (GO): cytoplasm; nucleus
Molecular function (GO): ATP binding; calmodulin binding; calcium/calmodulin-dependent protein kinase activity
Source: RefSeq, a predicted model, not a curated record
GGCCAGCAGCUGUCUGCCGCUUCCGGGUUUGGAGCGGUUAAGCCGAGGAGGGGGCUCUGGCAGCUGGCGGGUUCAGUCUCUCACACGGUCACCGGAGAGCGGGGUCUGCGCGGAGCCCAUGCCGGCAGAAAUGGUCACCAGUCAGCCCAUCUUAAUUGAUGCUGGCAAGAAGAAAAAGAAGAAACGAAGGAGUCGGGAUACAGAGAGCUACACGGGGAAAUUUGCAGACCUUUACAAGCUGACAGAUGAGCUCCUUGGAGAGGGGGCUUAUGCAAAGGUCCAAGGCUGUAUCAGUUUGCAGACUGGCAAAGAUUACGCAGUUAAGAUUGUGGAAAAGAAAGCUGGGCACAGCCGCAGCAGGGUAUUUCGAGAAGUGGAAACAUUGUACCAGUGCCAAGGCAACAAGAACAUUUUGGAGCUAAUAGAAUUCUGUGAAGAUGAAUCUCGUUUUUACCUGGUCUUUGAAAAAUUGCGAGGAGGUUCGGUCCUUUCUCACAUUCAGAGACGAAAGCACUUUAAUGAGAGGGAGGCUAGUAAAGUAGUAAAGGACAUUGCAUCUGCUCUUGAUUUUCUUCAUACAAAAGGUAUAGCUCAUCGAGACCUAAAACCAGAAAAUAUUUUAUGUGAAUUCGAAUAUAAGCUGUCACCAGUAAAAAUUUGUGACUUUGACCUCGGCAGUGGUGUUAAACUAAACAGCGCGUGCACCCCAAUAACAACACCAGAGUUAACGACUCCAUGUGGCUCAGCAGAAUAUAUGGCCCCAGAGGUGGUAGAGGUUUUCACAGAUGAAGCAAACUUCUAUGACAAGCGAUGUGAUCUCUGGAGCCUGGGCGUUAUUCUGUAUAUAAUGCUGAGUGGGUACCCUCCCUUUGUGGGCAACUGUGGCACAGACUGCGGCUGGGACCGAGGGGAAAUUUGCAGAGUGUGUCAGAAUAAGCUUUUUGAAAGCAUUCAAGAAGGCAAAUAUGAGUUUCCAGAAAAGGAUUGGUCACACAUUUCCUGCCAAGCUAAAGAUUUAAUAUCAAAACUAUUGGUCCGAGACGCCAAGGAACGCUUGAGUGCUGCUCAAGUUCUCCACCACCCGUGGCUGCAAGGGGAUGCUCCAGAACAUGGGUUGCCAACACCACUUCUGCUUCAAAGGCACAGCAGUACGAAGGACCUGACCCUGUUUGCAGCUGAAGCCAUUGCUUUGAACCGCCAGCUCUCUCAGCGUGACAGUGACCUGAUUGAGGAACAAGUGGAGAUCAUUCAUGCCAUCUGCUCAAUGAGGCUCUCUCCACCUUCCAAGUCGCGCCUCGCAAAGCGGAGAGCUCAGGCCCAGGCACGGAAAGGCAGUGGUCCUCAAACAGCCUGAGUGUCCAACGCCCUAACAAAACUUCACACAUCUUCCAUUAAGCGUUAAAGGGACAGUAAAGUGGGAAAAUUACUUUUUUAAUUGCCGUAUUAAAAUGCUGGUUACUUUGACAAGACUGUUAUGCUAUUUUUGGGAUAUUUAUAGCAAUAGGAAAAACAAACCAGAUUUUACAAGAUUCUAAAGUUAUGUCUGUAGGUAAUGAAACCAUUUUCCAGGAGAAGCCGCACUUAUUCUUGGCAACUGAAGUUCAUUGCCGUUUGAGGGCGCAGGUUGCCAAGGCAAGAUAUACUUCCACGAUGGAACAUUGUCUCGAAUAAAACCACCUAUGUGUAAAUUUGAUCUCUCUGGCUAUGCACUUUAGCAUUGUGGGAAUCAGAAAUGUUCAUAGAUUAUAAAAUGAAACCACAUUAUGCCAUCUCAAAAAUCAAAUUUAGUGGGCUUGUCAAAUUAACACAAUACUUGAAUAUGUCCAUUAAGAUAAGCUAUUGUCUUUUCUGUUCCUUUAACUGUGUAGCUAUUGACAGGUAAUCGUUAACUUGUCCUUUUGGCUGUUGAGGGGUUAAUGCCUUGUGCAUCCCCGCAGUCUUUUUAGUCAGGUGCCACUUUAUAAUGGCACCUGUGUGUUUUUAAAUUCUUGGAUCCAGCAAAUCUUUAUAAUAGAUUUGCUGCUGCUCCAUUUUAUUAACAAAGCAAACAAAAAAUCUCCUUAAAUAACUGUGACAAUAUAACUCUGACUGGUUAUAUCCCUCAGAGCUCCUUAUUUAACGUUAGAGCUUCCUCAGGUCUACGGGUUCUAUCUGGUACAACAGAAACCUUGCACACCGUUCAAACACUAAGCUAAGACGUACGUUUUUAGUUUAAUCCUUAAGAUCUUUGUGUGUGAAAACUAUUCUCCUCCCCCCCCCCCUUUUUUUUUCUCAUUAUUUAUUACUGAACAAAACUAAUGUUCUUCCUUAAAUCUGAAUUUCACAUCAGCCUGAAAUGUUACGUUACCUUUCUUGCCAAAAAUGUACUGUAUUGUAAAUUUUUAAGCAUUGUUUCAUUUUUCUUCUCAUCUCAGAAUAUGUAAAUGUGUUUAUUUUUUUUUAACAUUUUCUCAGAGUAUUUUUUUACAUGGGGAAAGAGUGGGAAUCAAACAUGAAUUUUGUAUAGUGCUGCCUUGUCACUGUGCCUGAAGGGAUGAGAUGUAUUGUGGGUAUUUUUUUUUCUUUUUCUUCUAUUUUAUAUGAAUGCAAAGAUCUUGAAGGGAAUGGAGUUGUUUUGUCAAUGUUAUUUAAUAUAUGAAAAUAAAUGUACCACAUGAAGUUUUACAUAA